This is a messenger RNA of Scedosporium apiospermum, 1638 nucleotides long. RefSeq names its product MFS transporter, DHA1 family, multidrug resistance protein. The coding region runs from base 1 to 1638 and encodes 545 amino acids. Gene Ontology annotation, biological process: transmembrane transport. The transcript has 3 exons. NCBI's taxonomy places the organism in Eukaryota, Fungi, Ascomycota, Sordariomycetes, Microascales, Microascaceae. Gene Ontology annotation, molecular function: transmembrane transporter activity. The record is from RefSeq and is a predicted model, not a curated record.
AUGGCCGUCCUUCCUGAGCCCGCUGUCUUCGACGACGUUCCGAAGCGAGUCAACGAGGCCUCUCGGCGCAUGUCCUGGAUUCGACCUCUCCUCCUCCACACGCGUCUCGACGACGAUGUCUGCAAUCACAAUUACUCCGGCAACGGCACGGACGACGACCCUUACAUUGUCGAUUACCUACACAACGACCGCGAAGACGCCGUGAAUUUUUCCAAGGGACGAAAAUGGACCCUCACGGUUCUCCAGUCCAUGUCCACGUUUGCACUGACCUUUGCCAGCUCAGUGUACGCCGGCGGCAUAGGAGGCGUCAUGGAGCGCUUUGACGUCUCCAAAGAAGUGGCCACGCUAGGCUUGUCGCUCUUCGUGUUGGGGUUCGCCCUGGGACCUCUGAUCUGGGCGCCUUUGUCGGAGAUGUACGGGCGCCAGUCCAUCUUUGUGGUUUCGUACUUGGCAUACACGGCGUUCAGUGUGGCAGCGGCGUGUGCCCCUAACAUCACGGCCUUGCUGGUUCUUCGCUUCUUUGCGAGCGCAUUUGGUUCGUCGUCCAUGUCGAACGCCGCGGGCGUCAUUGCCGACAUGUUCAACAAGACGGAGCGCGGCAUGGCGAUGGCGUUGUUUGCUACAGCUCCCUUUCUGGGGCCCGCACUUGGACCCAUUGCUGGUGGUUUUCUCGGCGAGGCCCAGGGCUGGCGCUGGAUUCUCGGUUUGAUCGCCAUACUGGGCGGCGUGAUCUGGAUUGCCACGACGCUGGCCACCCCCGAAACAUACGCGCCGUUCAUUCUACGCCGCCGAGCCAAGGCCCUCUCCCGGAUGACAGGAAGCGCAUACGUGUCCCGGCUGGAUGCGGGCCGGCCACCCAGGACGCUCUCGCAAGACCUCUCGGUCUCUCUCACGCGCCCCUUGGUCCUUCUGUUCCGCGAACCCAUUGUCUUGCUUACCUCGCUUUACACCGCUGUCGUUUACGGCACACUGUACAUGUUCUUUCCCGGGUUUCCCAUCGUCUUCCAACUUGGUCGAGGCUGGAGCCCGGGCACCGCCGGACUUGCGUUUGUCGGAGUCUCCGUCGGCGUCUGUCUUGCCACGCUGGCGGCCGGCGUGGACAACAAGCGCUAUGUGCGCCUGUCUGUGGCCGCCGAGGCAGAAGGGCGUGCAGUCGAGCCCGAAGCCAGACUGGGGGCGGCCAUGGCAGGCUCUAUUGUUCUUCCUAUUGGCCUGUUCCUCUUUGCCUGGACAACGUAUCCAUCGGUGCACUGGAUCGUGCCGAUUCUCGGCGCCACGCUUUUCGCGUGCGGUCUCGUCAUGGUCUUCAUGUCGCUGAUGAGUUACGUAGUAGACUCUUACGUCGUCUAUGCUGCUUCUGUGUUGGCAGCCAACUCGAUGCUUCGGUCCUUGUUUGGCACCGCGUUUCCGCUGUUUACUACACGAAUGUACGAGAAUCUCGGAAAUCAAUGGGCGAGCUCCAUCCCUGCGUUCUUGGCGCUUGGGUGCCUGCCUUUCCCGUUUCUGUUCCAUAAGUACGGCCCGCGAAUACGCUCCAAGUGCAAGUAUGCUUCCGAAGCAGCAAAGGUGCUGGAGAUGAUGAGUCGUGAGCACGUCGUCGUGAUACAGGGUGAGUCGGUAGAGAAGGAUGCUGAAUAG